Messenger RNA from Mytilus californianus (California mussel), 596 nucleotides. Its product is annotated as perlucin-like protein. Lineage: Eukaryota; Metazoa; Mollusca; Bivalvia; Mytilida; Mytilidae. Bases 60 to 596 code for a protein of 178 amino acids. The transcript has 2 exons. The record is from RefSeq and is a predicted model, not a curated record.
CAAGCUCACAAUAAACAAAUGCGUCGGCUGGUUUUUAUUCAACUGAUGAUUUAUUCAAUAUGGCAAUUUUAGGUGCUUUGUUUCUUGUAAUGUAUAUUACUUUGAAUAAUAUGGAUGUCGGUUUGAGCGUGAAUUGGCAUUCAUUUAGAAGUAAAAAGUACAUAUUUAUGGAAGAAAAGUUAAACUGGUUUGAUGCUCAAACUGUUUGUCACGCAAUGGAAAGUUUUUUGGCACAUGAGAUGAGUGCAGAUGAAAACAGUUUCUUAAUCUCCAUAUUAAACAGUAAGUACGUUUUCUUGAAAAAUGGGUACAAUCGGUCAUAUGGGUUACUCUCUGAAUUACUUCACUAUAAAGAUUUUAAUAUUUUUCUUCUGCUUGGAAAAACUGCAUGGAUCGGAGGUGCAGAUAUUCACCAAGAAGGAGACUGGAGAUGGUACAGUCCUUUAACAGAAAUGAAAUUCACAUACUGGCAUAGCAACCAACCCAACAAUGGAAGGACUUCUAAUUGUAUGUGCUACUACAAGUUCUCUACAACUGUAUACAAGUGGGCCGAUGAACCAUGUACCAGUCGCUUUUCUUUUGUGUGCGAAAAGUGA